This is a messenger RNA of Pararge aegeria (speckled wood butterfly), 1568 nucleotides long. RefSeq names its product cytochrome b-c1 complex subunit 2, mitochondrial-like (gene UQCR-C2). NCBI's taxonomy places the organism in Eukaryota, Metazoa, Arthropoda, Insecta, Lepidoptera, Nymphalidae. The record is from RefSeq and is a predicted model, not a curated record. The transcript is spliced from 10 exons. Gene Ontology annotation, molecular function: metal ion binding. Gene Ontology annotation, cellular component: mitochondrion. The coding region runs from base 113 to 1432 and encodes 439 amino acids.
UGUCACCCAUAGCUGUACUGUCACUUUGGCUGUCUGACAAAAUUGAUUUUGCAAUAGCAGCUGUAAUUCAGACGGCAUAAAUUCAUUAAAAGUUGCUGUUAUCUAACUAAAAAUGUCGUCAAAAGCACUUGCGACGCCCUUUAUUCGUCAUGUAACGACCAGGGGAUAUGCACAAGCUGCACCAGUUGCUGCCAGCCGAGAUGCCAGGAUUCAAUCAAGUGUUUUGGCAAAUAACACAUUUGUAGCUGCUUUAGAUAAUGGGUCUCCCGUGGCACGAGUGACUAUAGCAUUUAAAGCAGGAUCACGCUAUGAACCUCAAACUGAACUGGGCAUUGCUCAUGUACUCCGAUCAGCAGCUGGCCUAACUACUAAAAAUGCUAGUGCCUUUAUGAUUUCUCGAAAGCUGGCGCAAGCUGGGGCUUCCGUCAGUGCAUCUGGAGAUCGUGAAUUUGUCUACUACACCCUUGAAGCUACCCAGGAGAAUUUGCCAGAAGCUAUAGACUACCUGAACAAACUAGUGUCUAACCAGGAGUUCAGACCAUGGGAGCUUAGUGACAAUGUUCCCCGCUUGAAGUUUGACCUUGCUGCCAUUCCUCCCCAGGUGCGCGCAGUAGAUUUACUACACAAGGCAGCAUUCCGUCGCGGGCUUGGUAAUUCCCUCUUCAUCGCACCAAAGAAGAUAGGCACAAUCGGCUCCGAAUCGCUUCAACACUUUGCAUCCACCUCUUUGACCCAGGGACGUUGCGCUGUAGCUAUUUUUGGAGGCAGUCAGGAAAGAGCUGCUAUGAUUGCUCAGAACCUGCAGAUCUCCACUGGUGCUGAAGGUCAAACCAGUGCCAGCACAUACUUUGGUGGAGAACUAAGGAAGGAGAUGGGUGGCGAUUUGGCGCACGUGGCUAUAGCUGUACAGGGAGCGCCUGCGGGUUCGCCCCAGAGCCUAGCUCUGGCAGUAGCUGCUAAAGCUCUUGGUAAUGGUCCAGUCAUCAAAUGGGGAGCUGAUAAUACUCCCCUUGCAAAAGCCAUUGGCAAUGUUGGACCAUUUGCAGCGGCCGGAUUCAACGUGUCGUACUCUGACAACGGUUUGUUCGGCGUUGUGCUCUCUGUUGCCAAGGAUGAAGCUAAUGCUGCUGUAAAGGCGGCUGGAAAGUUGCUUAAAGCUGGUAAUUUGAGCGCUGAAGCAAUCAAGGCUGGCAAGAAUCAACUCAAGGUGCAAGUGCUGUCAGAGGCUGAGGAUGGAACUGGGCUUGCUGAGUCUAUGGCUGCCCAGGGUCUCAACACACGCUCAGUAAAGUCACCUGCUGACAUCGCAAAUGCAAUUGAUCAACUUUCAAACAGUGAUAUCUCUCAGGCUGUUUCAAAUGCAGUGAAGAACAAGAUUUCGAUGGGUGCAGCAGGAAAUCUUGCAUUUGUUCCAUAUACAGAUGAACUUUAGAUACAUAAAUAGUUAUUUUUGUUAAUAGGAAAUAAUGUUAAAUAACUUAGUCCCAACCACCAUUAUGAAAGUACAUAAAGAAACAUUGAUUAUUAUUUAUUGUUAAUAUGUAUGAAAUAUGAAGAUUACAUAUGGA